Molecule: messenger RNA, 1317 nt
Organism: Siniperca chuatsi (mandarin fish)
Lineage: Eukaryota; Metazoa; Chordata; Actinopteri; Centrarchiformes; Sinipercidae
Gene: rasd2b
Product: GTP-binding protein Rhes
Exons: 2
Coding region: 1-1167 (388 amino acids)
Molecular function (GO): GTPase activity; GTP binding
Source: RefSeq, a predicted model, not a curated record
AUGGGCAGCGUCUCCACCGGCGCACAGACCACCUCCAUCCCUGCUCCGCACCAGCUCAGCUGCUCCACCGUAGAUGGUCCCCAGUUUCAUGGUAAUAUGGACGGGCAGUGCGCCGGGUCCUCCAAAGUCUUACUUGCUUACAAAAACGCGUCGCAGCACCUGAGUUCAUCGGGAAUUAAAGCAGGCUUGGGGAUACUUAAAGUGGCCACGUCUCAGUGGAAACAGGAGAAGAAGACGCGAUCAGGGACAGCCGCAAGGCAACUGUCUACUGCCAACAGCAGCCAUCCCUGCAAGAGAUCACCACUGGAUCAGCUGGCAGCUCUGGUUCUCCACGGUCAAACCCGGCAUCCCAAGAUUGGCCAAGAGCACCGACAAGAAUCCCUUUACUCCACCAAGCCGCAGAACUGUAAGCGCCUCGUGGUUCUUGGUGCACCACGGGUCGGCAAGACCUCCAUCCUAAGAAGAUACCUUCGAGACGGAUUUGUGGAAGAGUACAAUCCCACCUCCGAGGAUUUCCUCAGGAAACUGUUUCAUAUCCGCGGAGAGACCUACCAAAUUGACAUCCUGGACGCCUCCAGGGAGAGGGAUUUCCCAGCCAAGCGGCGGCUGUCUAUCCUCACCGGCGACAUUUUUCUUCUAGUAUUCAGUCUAGAUGACCGAAGCUCUUUCGAAGAGGUGUGCGCCCUGCGAACGGAGAUUCUGGCUGCUAAAUCCAAGCUCACCAAAUCCUCUGUGCCAGAGCGGUGCGCACAGCCGCGGGUUCCCCUGGUGGUCUGCGCCAACAAGGUGGAUCUCCUGGAGUCUGAGAGAGGAAUAUCUAAGGCAGAGGUGCUCCAAGCCCUCGGUGAUGACUGUGGCUAUUUUGAAACGUCUGCAAAGGACAGCACAAAUCUAGAGAAAGUCUUCGAGACUUUGGCAAAGCGAGGCGGGCUUCCGACUGAAACUGGCCCGUCUCAGCACCGCAAAGUCUCCCUCCGUUCGUACCAGGCAAUGCGGACAGGCCGUGUGCCGGGGAGGGAGGGCCAGACCCCGCGGCGCGACGAUCCCUGCGGCGCCCUGUACCCACUGGCCCGUCGGCCGAGUUUUAGCACGGAUCUCCGACAAGUCACUGGGCCACAUACGGCAAGAAAGUCCGGCAAAGCGCUGGAAAAAUGUCAGAUUCAGUGAGAGACAAAUAAAGUGAGACGUAGUGUUGCAGCGCGAAUAAAACAACGAAUAAAUCAAUGAUAAUCAUUUAAACAUAGCCUAAUGCAUUAUCGUUGUGUAAUUACAUGGACUGGAGAUGAUGUUUUCAAAAUAAAAUAUUUUUUAAUAGCA